This is a messenger RNA of Rubroshorea leprosula, 912 nucleotides long. The record is from the annotation of a GenBank genome assembly. NCBI's taxonomy places the organism in Eukaryota, Viridiplantae, Streptophyta, Magnoliopsida, Malvales, Dipterocarpaceae.
AGGCAGACUCUCUGUACGCGAAGCCAAUCAAAACUUCUAAAGGAAGAGUAAGAGAUCUCAAUGGCUGACAGGUCAUCUAAGGCUGUUGUUGCAUAUGGGGCAUUUGCUGGAUUUUUUACAUCGGCUCAGAACCAUGGUGGAAAGCAGAAUAGCAUCACCCCAAAUUAUGUGGGUGCGAAAGGGAAACAAUCCAAUUCCUAUGAAAGAACUGCAAGGGCCAGUUGUGUGGACAAGCACACUGGUGCCUACGCUCAUGCAGUAGCGAAACAGGUUAUGUCCAAUGGAGAUAUUGUCAAGGAGAGAUCAACAGGAAGAGUUGGUAUCAAGAAUGAGUACACAAACACCAAAGUUUGCAGGGUUGGGGACAAAUAUGGUUAUGCUGAAUACCAGGUUGAAGAGAAGUUUCGAAGAGUUGAUUAUGGUGGAAGUAGCAGCCACAAGGGCAACUCGGGCAGCAAAGGGAGCAACAGCAUCAAGGCCAGCUCCAGCAGCAAUGGGAAAAACCUCAUCAAGGACAGCUCCAGUACCAGGCACAGCUCCAACACAAAGGGCAGCUCCGGAGUCAAGAUCAGUGCCAACAUCAAGGUCAAUGCCAGCAUCAAGGGCAGUUCCAGCAACAAGGGCAGCUCCAGCAACAAAGCCAGCGCCAGCAUCAAGCGCGUGAGCCACCAUUAGAAGUCUUCGAAUAAUAUGCUCAUCAUGAUUGUCAAGUGGCUGGAUGUAGUAUGGAUAAUGGAUUUACUUUUGUGAUCUUUUCUGAACUUCAAUGUUCUUUGUAUUUGAGGAGCCUGGUGCUCCUUAUCCAUCAUUGUUGAACCUAUUAUUUUCUUGUUGUGUCUAAGUACUCCCUGGAGUUUUUAUGUUUGCAGAAAAUGGCUUUUUAUAAAUAAUUAAUAAAUGGUUAAUUUUCAU